AUUGGGUUUCAACAGAUGACAUGAAUAGCGUAUGGAGAACACACACAAAAUCUCCAAGUUGUAAUUGAUCUCAACUACCAGCCUAAUGCAGAGAAUGGUCGGUGUGACUAAAUAGUAUGAUCCGUUGUUUACAUACUUGCCAAACGAAGACAUUUUUUUCAGCUUCUGCCAAACGCGUUUUAAGCUUCUUCUUCUUCUACCUAUACAUAUGAGACCUUAGGGUUGUUUGAUUUGGGCAAAAAGAAGACAAGCUACAACUUGUUUUUGUAGCAAUCUCCAUCAUCAACAUGGCCACAGAGGCGAUCUUUACAUCCUUACGACUAAGGAGCUCACCGUCACUGGAAGCAUUUUUGACAACAACCGUUGAUCUCUCCGACGUCUCUCUCGUUCGAACCCUAGCUUCAGUUUCAGCAGAGCUCGUCUCGUGCUUCCGCAGCGUACGUUUCUCCUUCCAACGCAGAAACGCACGUUCCCUACUUCGGAAGAUUGAGGUCUUACUCGUCUUGUUCGAAUACCUCGCCGAUGAUUCAGGUUCGGUUUCUUCGACGGCGGUGAUGUGUUUUAACGAGAUCUAUAUCUUCCUCCACCGUUCUAAAUUACUUCUCCAAUACUGUGCUCAAUCUAGUAAGCUAUGGCUUUUACUACAAACCCCAUCGCUUUCAGACUUUUUCCAUUACUUGAAUCGAGAUAUUUCGAUCCUUUUAGAUGUUAUCCCGUUCAACAGUCUCCAUCUAAGCGACGAUAUUAGAGAACAAAUCGAGCUUUUGCAUCAACAAGCCACUAAAUCGACGACGACACUGUUCGUUGAUCGCAACGACGAAUCGCUACGGCAACGAUUCUAUACGUUUCUCAACGGAUUCGAGAACGGCGAAAUACCUAAUACGGAUGAACUGAGAUCCUUCUUCGUUGAGAAAUUAGGGAUUAAGGAUCCCAAAAGUUGCAGAGAUGAAAUCGAGUUUUUAGAAGAGCAGAUUUCGAAUCACGAUUGUGAUGAUUUGGAGCCUUCAAGGUCUGUGGUUAACGCGUUUUUAGCUAUCACACGGUAUUGCAUGUUUUCGUUGUUUGCGUUUGAAGAUGGGUUGGAUUGGAGUAUCAUCGAGAACUCCAAGAAACAGAGGAAAUGUUUAGUUGCGGAGGAGAUCGUGGAAACGUUUACGACACUACCAAAGGAUUUUGUAUGCUCCAUCUCUCUUAGUUUGAUGAAGGAUCCUGUGAUUGUUUCCACUACUGGACAAACUUAUGAUCGGAGCUCAAUCGUUAGGUGGUUUGAAGAAGGUCACUCUACUUGUCCCAAAACAGGACAAAAGCUUGUGGACUCUUCUUGUAUUGUUCCUAACCGAGCUUUGAGAGAGUUGAUAACACGUUGGUGCGCUGCAACGGAGUUUGGAGAGUCACCAGAGGAGGAGUCUCCUGCUUGGGUUAUGCAAACGAGAGCUUCAAUGGAAGCAACCAAAGCCACUGUAUUGAUUCUCAUACAACAUCUAGCUGGUGAGUCAGAGUUAGCUCAGGUGGUGUCGGCAAGAGAGAUCCGUCUUCUAAGCAAAACAGUAAGGGAAAGAGGUGAACUGAUCGCAGAAGCAGGUGCAAUCCCACGUUUGGUUAGGCUUCUUAAAUCCCAAAACUCUGUUGCGCAAGAGCAGUCGGUUACAGCAAUGCUUAACUUGUCUGUAUGCGAAUGCGAGUUAAACAAGAGCCUGGUCAUGGAGGAAAAUGAUUGCCUUGAGUCUAUUGUGAGUGUUCUCGCCUCGGGUCUUACUUUGGAAGCUCGAGGGAACGCAGCAGCCACAUUGUACUGUCUUUCUACAGUACAUGAAUAUAAGAAACGGAUCGCAAACGCUGUUGGCUGCAUCGAAUCACUUGUAUUGCUGUCUCAAAAUGGAAAGCCGAGAGGGAGAAAAGAUGCUAUCAACGCUUUAAGUGGUAUAUGGAGAGAUCCGGAUAAUCACAGUAAGAUGAUAAACUCGGGAGGAGUGUUAGCUCUAGUGAAAGCUUUGGUGGAUGAGGAUGAGGCUGUGGCGGAGAGAGCGGUGGUAGUGUUGGCUGUAGUAGCGAAUAAUUCUUUAGGAGCAGAGACUAUAGGAAGAGAGGAAUCAGCUAUGGCGGGGCUCAUUGAAUUGAUGAGAUGUGGAACACCAAGGGGGAAAGAAAAUGCGGUUGCUACCUUGUUACAUCUCUGCGUAAACGGUGGAGCAGUUGUCGUGGAGAAGGUGGUGAGAGCACCGGCUCUUACUGGUUUGACCCAAAACGUUUUGCGCACGGGUACAGACCGAGGUAGGCGGAAUGCGACUUCACUCCUUGGUUUGUUUCUUAACGGGUGCGAAAACACAGCAAUGAUGCGGUCUGGUAAUAGAGAAGGGAGUCUUGAAACCCAUGUUUCCCUACCACCCAUUUCUGUUCCCGUAUCUGUCUUGUGAUCUUAUUAUAUAAAUAAAUGUAUAUGUACAUAAUAAACCUUGGAAAAUAGUAUUUAAGGGGGGAAUGAAGAAAUAUAAGAGUUCUAUU
Molecule: messenger RNA, 2502 nt
Organism: Camelina sativa (false flax)
Lineage: Eukaryota; Viridiplantae; Streptophyta; Magnoliopsida; Brassicales; Brassicaceae
Source: RefSeq, a predicted model, not a curated record